AUGGCGCUUAAAAAUUCAUUACCAAAAGCGCAGUUCCUACGAGUUAUAAGGAACAACUCUGAUGCUCAAAUCAUGGAAGCACAGAUAAAAGAAAUGAAAAUUAAGUUCUUACAAAGGGGUUAUGAUAAUUGCAUCCUCGAGACAGCGCUUCAAGAAGCACGAAUGGCACGCGCUGUUGAAAUUAAGAACAAGUCAUCACAAUUAGUGUUCCAAAUGGUAUAUCACCAAACUUCUCCACAAAUAGCCGCUUCACUUAAGAAGAACUGGAAAAUAUUAAAAAGUGAUGAAACACUGCCCAAUGUGUUCAAGGAAGCACCAACAAUAUGCUAUAAACGAAAUAAAAAUCUGAAAGACCUUUUAGUCCAUACAGAUUCAGUAGCCAGUUACCAGAAGGUGUCAAAAGAACAGAAGAGAGGAUCGGUAAGGUGCCUAGGAUGCGUUACAUGCAGUCACAUGACGCCGUCAAAGACGUUUAAUCACCCACAUAGAAAUAAAAUCUACACAAUUAGAUACACAAUUACAUGUAAAACUACACAUGUAAUCUACAAAUUAAGUUGUCCAUGUGGACUUUGUUAUGUCGGGAAGACGGAAACAGCAAUAUGUGAACGCAUCAGAGGACACAGGUCCAGUAUUCGAUUAGCUUACAGGGAUGGCCAUACAGAUAAACCUGUGGCGAAACACUUUUUGGAAAAAAGACAUAUGCUAGCUACAUUAAAGUUCAUAGCAAUUGACCAUAUACCACCUCCCAGAAGAGGAGGGGAUAGGGGGAAAAUGCUACUGAAUAAAGAAGCAUUUUGGAUAUAUGAACUAAAUACAGUUGCCCCUAAUGGACUAAAUGAAGCGCUAUCCUUACACUCGUUUAUAUGAUACCACCUUUUGACCCUUGCUUGCCCAAGUUAUUUAUUAUUUAGUAUUUUUAAUAUUGUAUAGUUUUAGAUAUAUAGUUUGGCAGACGUGACAGCUCUAAAGGGUGGACUAGUGGGAGCUAAUAUAAAUAAAUAUAAAUAAAUAUAUACAUUAAUACAUAUAUACUCAUCCCUCUCUAGUUAAUUGGGAUUUAGAAAGUAUAUAUGAUUAGCAUUAUAAAUCUUUUCAGUCUCCCAUAUUUUUACAAAGUAAUAGUCCAUGAAUAUAUAGCUGUCACUUCUACUUUACUACGUAUAUAUGUAUAUAUAGAAGUGUGAAUAUGUAUAUAUAUGUACCUUGAUUCUAUUGUUAGGAUGCCUAUAGAUUUGUAUGUUAAUAUAUUUUUUUUCCACGUAUUUGCAUUCAUGUUUUACUUUGAUUUUCCAGCACAGCACUUGGCACUUUAGUAGUUAAUAUCAUAUUCUAAUUGGCACUUUAUAUCAUCCCACUGUAGUACAUAGGGACGGGAUGAAUAUAUUUGCACAUCCCAUCCUAUAUAUUUCACUUCUAGCACUUUAAUAUACCUUAGGGAAAGGAUUCCCAUACUAUCAUUAUUAAUGAUUAUAUUCCUCUCACAUUAACACCGCAUGUACACAGGUUACGAGAGUAGCAGCUACCUAGCUGCCAUGGAAACCGCAUUUUACAGCGUUGCCAUGACAGCGACGGCAGCGGCACGAGGUGACGUCACAAAAUAGGGCGGGGCUUGUUCACGCAUGCGCACUUUCGCGGCUAGGACGCCGGUCUCACACUCAACACCUGGGGUAAGUUGUUAUCAUAUUUUACAAUGAUUGUAUCCACUAUAUAAGAUCUAAGAGUUUGUAAUUUUGGUAAUCCUGAUGAAAGUCCACAAGAUGGACUGAAACGUCGAUUUUAUGGAAACAGAAUAAAAGUUAUUUUUUAUGGAAAUCCGAGAGUGCAGCCAUUCUAUUUGCCUAUAUAUAUAUAUAUAUAUAUAUAUAUAUAUAUAUAUAUGUGUGUGUGUAUACUCUCUAUACAUACACAAUCCCCAGUGUGUGUCAUGCAUGUUGUUAUAUAUAUAUAUAUAUAUGUAUGUAUGUAUGUGUGUGUGUGUGUAUGUGUAUAUAUAUAUAUAUAUAUAUAUAUAUAUAAUCUCUAUACAUACACAAUCCUGUGUGUAUGUCAUGCAUGUUGUUAGAAUGUUCUACAAGUUAUUUCUAAUAACAUAUUUGUAAAUAUGUUACAAUCAGGACAGAUCUGCUGUUCUAUGUAAUGUAAGACCUCUGUGUGAUGUGAUGAGAUUUUAGUGUUAUGUGUGUUCCACAUUCUAGAAUGUAUUCAGUAUGAAUGCACAGUAAAGCCUUUAUGAGACCCCCAUCCAUAUUAGCAGCCCCCCUAAACCCUUCCAAUUAUUUUUCUACCUUUGUCCCCCCUUUUACCUGACAUAGCAGGGGGACCUCUGGACGUCUGGCAGGCACAGUGUCAGACUGAGCGCUGGGUAGUCACGUGACAGGGCCGGUGCAAGGAUUUUUGCCAACCUAGGCAAAAGUAAAGUUUGCCGCCCCACCCUCCAUGUGACAUCACAAUGCCCCACCCAUAUGAUCUGCCAUGUUAACUAACGCCAGUGCUGGAGUGCCGCCGUGUUUACAUUAAAAGGCCUGCAGGGACAGGCUAUAGACACCAGAACCACUUCAUUAAGCUGCAGUGGUUCUGGGGACUAUAGUGUUUCUUUAAUGAGAGGUAAAUUAGAGAUUAGUGCCACGAAUAAUAUACUAGAUUGGCUACUUACAACCAGAUGAGGAUGAUGAUGGGCUCUGGCUGCAGUUUGGCUCCACUGGUCUGGUGUAGAACAGGCUCUCUGGAGGCUGUUUGUAACUGUGGUCACAAAAAUCAAUGUUCUGGGAGAACGGGAAGCAGCUCCAUUUUUUGGGGCCCUUUACACAGCUCAAGGUCUGGGUCCCAGGGUCCACCUUCAUGUUCCACCAAUGAGUUUGUUCACAGGGGGUGGAGUGUGUAGGGGAUGCAUUGUGUGAAUCUGUGUUUGUAUGUGUAAGGGCUGCAAGGUGUGUUUCUGUGUAUGUACGGGAUGCAGUGUGUUUGUCUGUAAGGGGUGCAUUUAGUGUGUGUAAGGAAUGCAUUGUGUGUUUCCUUGUGUGUAAGGUUUGCAUGAUUGUGCGUGUGUGUGUGUGAUGAUCUCUCUCCCUCCCUUGUCACUCUCUUUCUCCCUCUCCCUCCCUUGUCACAAGACCACGCAGGGCUGUUAUUUAAAAAAAAAAAAAAAAUCUAAAGCUUAAACGUGAACAAUAUAUCCCUAAACAAAAUGUGCUCUUCUCUAUCAUGCAAUGACAAUGUCGAAAUGUUAUGUUGUUGUGACAAGGCAGUCUAUUUUUCCCUGCACCAAAAAAAUAAAGAAUUAUAAAAAAGAAAAGGGAAAAAAUCACAAUACGAGUUACUAUCUGUUCCCAUAUGUUCCCAUAUGUUCCCAUAUUUAGCACAAUAUCCCAAGUCAAUCCUCGUUAGUAUAGUGGUAAGUAUCCCCGCCUGUCACGCGGGAGACCGGGGUUCGAUUCCCCGACGGGGAGGCGUAUUUUUAUCCUUUUUUUGCAUAAAGGAUUACUCAUGCGUUAUCUAUGUUUUGUUAUAUUUUUAUUGGCAUUGUCAACUUACUAGCCCUAAACUUUGUAUCUAAUAGUUUUUUCGAUCUCUUCUAUUUAGAUUUCUUUUUAACAGCAAAAUAUGAAACGUAUGUAUGUAGAUAGACAGCUACAGCUAUGUACUGUUGUGUGAACUUACUUUACAUCAGCCGAAAUAGCUCAGUUGGGAGAGCGUUAGACUGAAGAUCUAAAGGUCCCUGGUUCGAUCCCGGGUUUCGGCAAACUUUUCUUCCAAAGAAAUAAAUAUUAUUUAGCUAUCAUUUUGUUUCCAAAGUCCUUCUCCAAAUGCAUGGUUUAUUACAUGUCAAAUGACAUAGCUCAAUUACUGAAAUAAUAAAGAAAAAGAGGAACACAAAAGUUUCAGAUCCAGUUCUAUAAUAAAGUUUAUUGAUAUCUCAAUACAUUGGUAGGUAGUCGAAGUGUACUGUACUUUCUCUUUCCGCUGUUAUAUUUAAUAUAUUCUUCAUUUGUAGACAGCCAUGUUACAGUCACAAUGAAUAAUAGUGCGCACAGACAGAAUCCACUCACAACCAUACUGAUGCAACACAUAAUAAGCAUUACCGAAAAGACAAUAGCAAAAUAAAACCAAUUAAAUUUUUUAAUGUAAAACUAACAUGAACCAAACUAGCCAAAGUGUUUUGGGUGCAAAGCCCUGCUAUCGAGUUGGCCUCUGAUGUGAACACAUUGAGUCAGUGUUAUAGAUCACUUACAAAGAAACCAGAAGGGGAACAGACCCAUUCCCAGCAUAAAAUUGAAAAUGGAGAUGCCGGGGAUUGAACCCGGGGCCUCAUACAUGCAAAGCAUGCGCUCUACCACUGAGCUACAUCCCCUCCUACAGAUACGAGUUCUGAGAUAAUGUUCUAUGAUAUAUCGAAUAUAGCGUGAUGGAAUAAACAAUGAAAAUAAAGCCUCCCCGUCGGGGAAUCGAACCCCGGUCUCCCGCGUGACAGGUGGGGAUACUUACCACUAUACUAACGAGGAUUAGCUGUAAGAGCUUUUGAAAUAUACAUAUACAUACUAUAAAUAUUAAUAAUAGCUUAUAAGUAUAUCCCAAACAAUAUACAAUCGAUAAAUAAUAUAGAAAGCAAUAGUACUUAGCUUAUAAAGAUGUAUGACAGCCUCCCUAGGUCGUUACCCAAACAAGCGACCUAUAUCAUAUAUAGUAUAAACCAAAACAGAGAAGAUUCGGGAUAUGGCUGUGUAAAUCUACAGAGAAAGCAUAAAACAAAACAUAGUGUGAUAUUGUUAUAAAACACAAUAUUUCAUGCGCAGUAAUCUUGUGCACUCACAGGAUGUAGGCAGUAAAAGCGCUCUUAAGGUGCCUUCCCCAAUGGAAUGGGGGGCUAGCUGGUAUUCCUUAUCACCUCUGGAUCCUUGUAUCACCAAAAGACAUCCACAGGUCAGGGUUCAGUAAUAAAAAAUUUAUUUAGAUAAAAAGUGUAGUCACCAAUUCAGCAUAGGAUACAAAUAACAGAAGGUUGUCCUACGCGUUUCGUUCUAUAAGAACUUCCUCAGGGACCACAAUUAAAAACAAUAAUAACAAUGUAUCAAUGUACAAUACAUAAACAUAUCCUAUACACAUCCCCCCUCCCUGUGUCCUUAAAUAGGGCUAAUCCCUAAAGUCUAUUGGUGGAUCCAGUAGGCGUGUAAAUCCUCCUUGGUUCUAAUUGGAGGACUGAUCUUCCUGUGGCAGCUGUUUGUCAUCCAUUCAUUUUCCAUAAUUUGUAAUUUGCGCCUUUUUCGGCAAAUACCGGAAGUGGUCAUAAUUUGCCGAAACCGGAAGUGACGUCGCGGGAACGUCCGCGUUCCACAUGCGUUCCACCAGUAACGUCUCCAUGGCAACCGGGCGCGAUCAAGUCAUUCAAAAGGUCAAAUGGAACACAGGACAAAUAAAAAGCCCCAUUCUGCUUGAGAAAAAAAACUGUUAACCAUUUUUAACAUAUUUAGCCGUUAUUUAUGUAUAUAUAUCUGUUGAGUAUCACCCUCCUCAUUAAUCCCAUCACACAACAUAAUGUUAAUCCUCAUAUUGUACCAAGUAAUCAUAAUACCUCAGUAUAUUAUAAGCCUAAGGCUUCGUAUUACAAAGUGAUCAUAUUUCCUAUGUCUAUUAUUUAAAAGGUUUUUUUUUUUUUUUUUUUUAUAACUUUAUACAUUGUUAAUCAAAGUGAACACCGUAAUCAAUUCAUCACUGUAUCAGUUUAAACUUCAAUUUGUCGUGUUAUAUAUUUGUACUCCCCAUAAAAAUCUUUGGGAUAAACCUAUUAUACACAUUGAAAUAAUCCAUUGCUAUGGUUACACAAAAACGGGGGUUAGUAGAUUGUGGCUACAAAAUAACUACUUCCCAUAUAAACUUUAUUUAGUGAAUCUACCACAUUCAAUUUAUACCAGCUCUAAAAAACCUUAGAGCAAAUCCAUUAUUUAUAUUAGAAUAAUCGGUUAUUGUGUUUUUAUUAUAGUCUUUUGUGAUUUUUGGUCAUAUAGGACAAUAGAUCACAAAUUGUAAAAAAAGAGAUAAAAUAAAAUAUAAGAGAUAUAAAAUAACUACCUGGUAUUUGAUAUAUAUAUAAAUCCUCUCUCUAAGUAGGGAUUAGCUUUCAACUGUAGAAACAACCCAAAUUAAAGGCAAACACACAUAUCCCAGUUUCUGCUAUGUUUAUAAAAAGAUGGGUUAACCCUAGCUGGACCUGUCACCCAGACCACUUCAUUAAGCUGAUGUGGUCUGGGUGCCUAGAGUGGUCCUUUAGUGAAGUGGUCUGGGUGCCAGGUCCAUCUAGGAUUAACCCUUUUUUAAAUAAACAUAGCAGUUUCAGAGAAACUGCUAUGUUUAUAAUUUGGUUAAUCCAGCCAAUGUAAUCAAGCCAAUGUAAUCCAGCCAAUGUAAUCCAGCCAAUGUAAUCAAAGGGGAACCUAAAUGGGUUAAGCCUUCCCCCAAAGCCUCUAGCGGCUGUCUCAUUGACAGCCGCUAGAGGCGCUUGCGUGCUUCUCACUGUGAAAAUCACAGUGAGAGCACGCAAGCGUCCAUAGGAAAUCAUUGUAAAUGCUUUCCUAUGAGACCGGCUGAAUGCGCGCGCAGCUCUUGCCGCGCAUGCGCAUUCAGCCAAAUGGGCAGAGAGGAGGAGGAUCGGAAGAGGAGAGCUCCCCGCUCAGCGCUGGAAAAAGGUAAGUUUUUACCCCUUUCCAGAGCCGGGAGGGAGGGGGUCCCUGAGGGUGGGGGCACCCUCAGGGCACUAUAGUGCCAGGAAAACGAGUAUGUUUUCCUGGCACUAUAGUGGUCCUUUAAUCUGAAGUGGUCUGGGUGCCUAUAGUGGUCCUUUAAGGCAUUAAAAUAUAUAAAUAAAAUAUAUCAACACAUUAAAUAUUUUUAAAAAGGUUAAUCAAUGAAUAUUAAAUCAUUUUAAAUGCUUAUCCAAAAACAUUAAACCGAUACCUUAGUUAGAAAAAAACAUUGGUUUUUAAUAACCCUUUAUUUAUUUGUUGAAUUGUAAACUGUCUGUAAUUCAACGUGAAUUUCACAUUUUAGGCAAAAGAAAAUCCAAAGUGAAAACAUUGCUGAACAGGAUUUUUUAAAUUUUUUUUUACCAAUCCAGCUACUUUGGCCUAAAACAUUGAAACUGACCCCUGGGACUGUGUACCAGCAAUGAACACACCACACCGUCUUUAUAUGUUUAUUAAUUUUUAUUAAGGAAUAGAAUUGCUCUGUGACUGCAUUUUAUGCGCUUUCUCCUCUGGUCCUCCAUAAAGACACAUGAAUAAUUAGAGGUGCCAAGCCCUGUCCAGCCCCGGCCCGCACUGUGUGACUGGCUCUCAUUAUUACACGGUGAGUCCAGGGAUUUCCAGAGCCGCCUCAUUACCUCACUGUUUGUGCACAAUGUAGUCCCGGCGAAGCGCCCACCCGCCACCGGGCCAAUCUCCACCCAUUACAUAUCCAUACACCUUAUAUGCUUACUGGAAAAAAUCUCCGUAAAACUCGCACUUUAGAAAUGACAGCCUUCUCGUUGUGUUACUAACACGGAUACUUUAAACCAGGCGAUGAUAUCCUAACCCGGUGAUCACCGCGCGACCCUCUUCAUAUAGUCCCUCCCUCCCAGGCCCCUUCCUCGGAGGGAUACAGUGCGCGUACUAUAUAAGGCCCGCCCUUUGUCCGCUCACUGCAGUUGUGUUCAGACAGAUAUUGGCGCAAUAACUGUGGUUAGUGUGUCAGCUUAUCGGAUACAGCAGUAAGUAUGGCUGAUUUGUUUAAUAUGUUUGUACGGAGGCUGUACUCCGUGUGAUUAGUUAGUUGGCGUUAAUUAUUACUUGGCGGUGCCAGGCGGGCUGGGUGUGAGGGCGAUGUAUUAGGCGGAUUGCCAGGCGGGCUGGGUGUGAGGGCGAUGUAUUAGGCGGAUUGCCAGGCGGGCUGGGUGUGAGGGCGAUGUAUUAGGCGGAUUGCCAGGCGGGCUGGGUGUGAGGGAGCGCCGUGCCUGGGGAGAGGUAUUAUUAUUAUUAUUAUUAUUAUUAGGCGGGCUGGGUGUGAGGUGGUAGCCCCGGGCUGAAGUGGAUCCUGGGCCGUUAUUCCCGCUUAGUAACCCGAUAUUACAGCGGAUUACUCCGCAUUGUAUUAAUCUCGGUGUUGCGUAGACUGGCUCUGGGUGCCGUGUCCUCUCACUGCGAGGCGCUCGCUAAGAUGGCGCUUUCAAUUAUCACAAAAUGCCGUUAUCUCCUCGCGCGCUAGGGGUGCCAAUGAGUAUCUCUGACGUCAGAAGCGUUACUAAGGGGACGGCGCGUGAUGUGGCUGUGACGUGUCAUGCUGUGGGGUGGGGGUGGGGCCUGGCUCUGUAGCACAGCUGCUGAGCAGAGUGGGUCUGACAGCUCACCCAUGGGAGGCUUCAUGGACUCGGGUGUCCUUGGGGGUGUGUGUGAAGAUAACGUGUCUCUUUUGGGGUGUGUUUCUUGGUGUGAGUUUAGUAUAGAAUAAGCUUCUUAUGAUGUUUAAAACCUACAGCAACUUUAGGGCUUCGCCUCUUCAGGUAUAAUCAAGUGUUUGAUCUCGAGAUCAGUGUAAUGUUUGUCUUGAUCUGGUAAUGUCUUAUUUCUAAAUGUAGUGUAGGUCUCUAAUGCAGAAUUCAAUAAGGGUUGCUGUUGAAAUAUGCUUUAUGCACCCUGCAAAACUGUGUACAUUAUCAGUCUUUCAACACUUCAGGAUCUUCAAAGGGGAACCUAAAACCUCUGUCCAUCCAUAUUUGUCUUCAAUGUCCUGCCAUUUAGAAGUAAAAUCAUUGUUUGUCAUGUAGCUUUAGUUGUGCCUUCCCUGGCUUUGACUGACCAAGCCUGCUUUGUGGAAAAUGGCUUCAUGUUUUAAUCUGACAUGAAGUUGUUUGAGAUGGUUUUUAUCUUCUGCUCACACAUGGGGGAGGCUUCUGCAUGGGUUUAGGGGUUUAUUAACAGAGCAGAAGAAAUUCUAGACUAAACCGUCCUGUACAGGAAUCUAUAAACAAGCCAUUUUCCCAUGAAGUGUAGUACAAAGAUGUAUUCCUGGCACUAUCGCUUCCCCCUCCCUAGUAAAUAGUUAAAUAAAACUUUACUUGCCUGAUCCCAGCGGUGAUGUCCAUUGACGCUGGGUCAAAGCUGCUCCUCCGUCCAGCAUCGAGCGGGCUCUAAUGCCCAUGCAUGGCAAAUGCCCCAUGCACACUAGACCCAAUUUUUCUCCUAUGGGGACAAAACUGACAUGCAGAACAUGAGGACAUCCAGCAGCAGAUUACUGCACCAAAGGUCUGUUUCAAACCAGGAAGCCCACACUUACAAGAGGGUGACUUAUUGCUGCAAUGUAAACAUUGCGGUUUAUCUGGAACUGCAAUGUUUAAACAUUGCAGCACAAAAGACAAUAGGGACUCUAACCAGACCGCUGAAGUGGCCUGGGUGCUUAGUGUCCCUUUAAUACACAGAACGUAUUCUAAAAUACUUUGUUUUUGCUCCUCCGUUUACUACAAUACCUGAUGUCACUGCUCCAUACACGUUAAGUCUUGCAUCACUAAGUAGUGGUAAAUGCAACCAGCAUAUCUUCAUUUUCUGCAGGUGUUAAAAUUUCUAAUGCACCUUAUCAGACUAGUGCCACUUUCAGUAUUGUACAGAUUAUUCUAUAUAUUUACUAGCUGUGCUUCUGCCUCUCCAACAACCUAACAAACAAGUCUCUAACUCUAUUUAGGAAGCAUGCUUUUUAUCAUGCCAAAAACAUCCUGCUUUGAAGGAAUUAUUGAGUAAGGCUAGAGUAGGAGAUAAAAUUGGCAUAGGAACGUAUUGAUACUUGUCUCCAACUUGUAUAUAUUUUAUGCACUUUGAUAAAGUAUGAGUAACAAUGCAUUAUUCAUUUAGAAAUAUGUAACCCCAUCAGAACAAAAAUUAAGGGAACUGUAGGGCAGAUCCUGUUAUGCAAUAGCUUACAUAUUGACCCUUUUUAUUCUUUUUUUUUUAGAACAUGCAGAUCUUUGUGAAAACACUCACUGGGAAGACCAUUACAUUGGAGGUUGAGCCCAGUGACACUAUUGAGAACGUGAAGGCAAAGAUCCAAGACAAAGAGGGCAUCCCACCUGACCAGCAGAGGUUGAUCUUUGCUGGAAAGCAGCUGGAAGAUGGCCGCACGCUUUCAGACUAUAAUAUUCAGAAAGAAUCCACUCUGCACUUGGUUCUCCGUCUGCGAGGUGGUAUGCAGAUCUUUGUGAAGACACUCACUGGGAAGACCAUUACAUUGGAGGUUGAGCCCAGUGACACUAUUGAGAACGUGAAGGCAAAGAUCCAAGACAAAGAGGGCAUCCCACCUGACCAGCAGAGGUUGAUCUUUGCUGGAAAGCAGCUGGAAGAUGGCCGCACGCUUUCAGACUAUAAUAUUCAGAAAGAAUCCACUCUGCACUUGGUUCUCCGUCUGCGAGGUGGUAUGCAGAUCUUUGUGAAGACACUCACUGGGAAGACCAUUACAUUGGAGGUUGAGCCCAGUGACACUAUUGAGAACGUGAAGGCAAAGAUCCAAGACAAAGAGGGCAUCCCACCUGACCAGCAGAGGUUGAUCUUUGCUGGAAAGCAGCUGGAAGAUGGCCGCACGCUUUCAGACUAUAAUAUUCAGAAAGAAUCCACUCUGCACUUGGUUCUCCGUCUGCGAGGUGGUAUGCAGAUCUUUGUGAAGACACUCACUGGGAAGACAAUUACAUUAGAGGUUGAGCCCAGUGACACUAUUGAGAACGUGAAGGCAAAGAUCCAAGACAAAGAAGGCAUCCCACCUGACCAGCAGAGGUUGAUCUUUGCUGGAAAGCAGCUGGAAGAUGGCCGCACGCUUUCAGACUAUAAUAUUCAGAAAGAAUCCACUCUGCACUUGGUUCUCCGUCUGCGAGGUGGUAUGCAGAUCUUUGUGAAGACACUCACUGGGAAGACCAUUACAUUGGAGGUUGAGCCCAGUGACACUAUUGAGAACGUGAAGGCAAAGAUCCAAGACAAAGAAGGCAUCCCACCUGACCAGCAGAGGUUGAUCUUUGCUGGAAAGCAGCUGGAAGAUGGCCGCACGCUUUCAGACUAUAAUAUUCAGAAAGAAUCCACUCUGCACUUGGUUCUCCGUCUGCGAGGUGGUAUGCAGAUCUUUGUGAAGACACUCACUGGGAAGACCAUUACAUUGGAGGUUGAACCCAGUGACACUAUUGAGAACGUGAAGGCAAAGAUCCAAGACAAAGAGGGCAUCCCACCUGACCAGCAGAGGUUGAUCUUUGCUGGAAAGCAGCUGGAAGAUGGCCGCACGCUUUCAGACUAUAAUAUUCAGAAAGAAUCCACUCUGCACUUGGUUCUCCGUCUGCGAGGUGGUAUGCAGAUCUUUGUGAAGACACUCACUGGGAAGACAAUUACAUUAGAGGUUGAGCCCAGUGACACUAUUGAGAACGUGAAGGCAAAGAUCCAAGACAAAGAAGGCAUCCCACCUGACCAGCAGAGGUUGAUCUUUGCUGGAAAGCAGCUGGAAGAUGGCCGCACACUCUCUGACUACAACAUUCAAAAAGAGUCUACACUCCACCUUGUUUUGCGCUUGAGAGGUGGCAUCUAA
Pelobates cultripes (western spadefoot toad) is the source of this 11571-nucleotide messenger RNA. NCBI's taxonomy places the organism in Eukaryota, Metazoa, Chordata, Amphibia, Anura, Pelobatidae. The record is from the annotation of a GenBank genome assembly.